UAUGGGCUUUGUAGCGUAAAUUUGUCUCUGUUGUUUCUAAAGGGGAGACUUCCAGCUGUCUUAUGGCAUAAAGAUGCCAAAAGUGCGAAAUGACUAGAUGGGAGCCAAGAAACCGGCUACCUAGGAAUUGGGAGGGUGGCCUUGUGAGUUGGAAUGCCUGUCUAAAUGUUGAGAUUAGACACAAUGGAUGAAGAUCGAUUAAUGAAAGAAGUCCUGGAUAAGUUUGUGAAUUGUCAUGAGCAGACAUACGAAGAAUUUCUGAGUACUUUCACUUAUCUUUCAAAAGAGAUCGCUGUAACCAAAGGGGGAAGACAUGGAACUAGUUCAUCAGAAAACACAUUUACCUCUGUAAAAGUUUCUCCUAAGAAUGAAUCAAAUGGUGACCAUCACAGAAACACAACCAUCUCUGUUUGUACUGCAUCACAAUCAUCAGAAGAGGAUCAGAUAGCGAUCCAUGCAGGACAAGAAGUCAGCAGUUCCGUUCAAGGUGGUCGGCGCCCGGCAGGAAAGGUGAAGGUAAACAGUUUUCUAGACUUAGAAGAUUUGGACAUGGAUGAAGAGAGGAAGCCUCAAAUGAGCAUGGAUGCGCUGCUACUUCCUGGACAAGUGGAACAGGAUGUAAGCACCGGUGUUCCUGCCCAUGUUCCUUGUGUGGACCAGCCUCUCACCUCUGAGGUGAAGCCCAAGCCCACAGUAGAAAGAAAACAGAAGCACACUGAAGAGAUACUUGGAGAUGAAGUCCAGCCCUUCUCUCUGGAUGAAGAAUUUGACUAUGAAAAUGUGGCUCUCACCCCCAAAUUCUCCUUUGAAGAGAUAGAGACCAUCAAAGAGUCAUCAAAUCAAAAGGGAAAAGACACCAAUCUGGACUAAUGGGGACCCCACUACUGAGCCAAUGGCUAUUUUUGUGUUUAGGUUUAUUUUGUUCAUAUUCAAGCAACCUUAGAAUAAAACAUAAGCCAACUGAC
This is a messenger RNA of Nannospalax galili (Upper Galilee mountains blind mole rat), 965 nucleotides long. RefSeq names its product chromosome unknown C11orf74 homolog (gene Iftap). The transcript is spliced from 7 exons. Gene Ontology annotation, cellular component: cytosol; 9+0 non-motile cilium. Lineage: Eukaryota; Metazoa; Chordata; Mammalia; Rodentia; Spalacidae. The record is from RefSeq and is a predicted model, not a curated record. Gene Ontology annotation, molecular function: intraciliary transport particle A binding. Bases 166 to 870 code for a protein of 234 amino acids. Gene Ontology annotation, biological process: spermatogenesis; acrosome reaction.